This is a messenger RNA of Vigna angularis (adzuki bean), 1470 nucleotides long. RefSeq names its product bifunctional protein FolD 4, chloroplastic. The record is from RefSeq and is a predicted model, not a curated record. The transcript is spliced from 5 exons. The coding region runs from base 221 to 1255 and encodes 344 amino acids. Lineage: Eukaryota; Viridiplantae; Streptophyta; Magnoliopsida; Fabales; Fabaceae. Gene Ontology annotation, molecular function: methenyltetrahydrofolate cyclohydrolase activity; methylenetetrahydrofolate dehydrogenase (NADP+) activity. Gene Ontology annotation, biological process: tetrahydrofolate interconversion. Gene Ontology annotation, cellular component: cytosol.
UACCUUAAGAAGUCAUAGUAGCCAAAGCAUGAAUGCUAUGCCGGAUUUAAGUCUUAAAAAAUACAGAGAAUCUGUCCUCUGAGAACACCCAAUUCGUAGCAUUGUCCUUGUCGUUGUCACUCUCUUUGUGCAAAUCAAAACGCGGAGAAACAUAGCAAAGCACAACAGAACUUAUAGGUUGCUGAAUCUUUGUUUAGGGUUUGGUCACCGAAUCUCAACAAUGGCUUCUUCUUUGUUCUUCACUCAUUCCCAUUGCUACUCUUCUUCUACUUCUCUUGUUUUUCGCCUCCACCGUCAACUGGGUGUGGCUCCCACCUCUCUCCGGUUAUCAUCCUCCCAUGUUGCCAACGUUGCUGCCAUGGCUAUGGAUUCUUCUGCUAAGGUGAUUGAUGGAAAAGCUGUAGCGAAGCAAAUCAGAGACGAGAUAACAGCUGAGGUCUCCAGGAUGAGAGAAGCUACUGGUGUGAUUCCAGGAUUAGCUGUAAUUCUUGUAGGAGAUAGGAAGGAUUCUGCAACUUAUGUGCGUAACAAGAAGAAGGCUUGUGAAUCUGUUGGAAUUAAUUCUUUGGAAGCUAAUCUGCCUGAGGAUUCCACAGAAGAGGAAGUUUUGAACUAUAUUUCAGGCUACAAUGAUGAUCCGUCAGUUCAUGGCAUCCUAGUUCAGUUGCCCUUGCCUUCGCAUAUGAAUGAGCAAAACAUCUUGAAUGCUGUUAGAAUUGAGAAGGAUGUAGAUGGUUUUCAUCCAUUAAAUAUCGGCCGUCUUGCCAUGCGUGGAAGAGACCCUCUAUUUGUUCCCUGUACACCAAAGGGAUGCAUAGAGCUACUGCACAGAUACAAUAUUUCCAUUAAAGGAAAGAGGGCUGUUGUGAUUGGUCGGAGCAAUAUUGUUGGAAUGCCAGCUGCUCUAUUGCUGCAAAGGGAAGAUGCUACUGUCAGUAUUGUCCAUUCCAGAACCAGUAACCCUGAAGAGAUCAUAAGACAGGCAGAUAUUAUCAUUUCUGCUGUUGGGAAAGCAAACAUGGUGAGGGGAAGCUGGAUAAAGCCUGGUGCAGUCAUCAUUGACGUUGGAAUCAACCCAGUAGAUGAUCCAAAUAGCCCCCGAGGUUAUAAACUGGUAGGAGAUGUUUUUUACGAAGAAGCCAUACAAGUUGCCUCUGCCGUUACACCAGUCCCUGGAGGAGUUGGUCCAAUGACCAUAGCAAUGCUUCUCCAAAAUACACUCAUCUCUGCAAAGAGGGUGCACAAUUUUGAAUGACAUUGUGAAAAGGGUCUAUACUUUUUGUUUAUGGGAUUCUUGGAUUUUAAGGUAGCUUUUUUCAACAUUUGUGAAAGGGGGGUUUGAGUUUUUUCCUUAAGCCAAAAUAAUAAGAGAAAAUGUUGCUUAGGAUGACAGUGUAAAACUUUUCCUUUCCUAUAGUUGCAUCAUGAUGCAAAAAUCGUGGCUGCAAAAAUAAAAAUUGAUUGGGAAAA